AUGACACCACUAAAACAAUCAUGGCCUUCUAUCUACCCUCCCAUUGUGGAGCAUCUAAAACUACAGUGCCGCAUGAACAUCAAGCGGAAAACCGUCGAGCUAAGAACAUCCAAGUUCACCACUGAUUCUGGUGCCCUACAGAAGGGUGAGGACUUUGUCAAAGCCUUCACUCUCGGCUUCGACGUCGACGAUGCCAUUGCUCUCCUGCGACUGGACGACCUAUACAUUGAAACCUUUGAAAUCAAAGACGUCAAAACCGUGCACGGAGACAGCCAGAGCCGUGCCAUCGGUAGAAUUGCUGGUCACCAGGGCAAGACGAAAUUCGCCAUUGAGAAUGCCAGCCGUACGAGAAUUGUGCUCGCCGAUUCCAAGAUUCAUAUUCUGGGAGGAUUCAAGAACAUUCACAUGGCUCGUGAAUCUGUCGUUAGUUUGAUUCUCGGAAAGCCCCCAGGCAAGGUCUAUGGCAACCUGAGAACCGUGGCUGCCAGAAUGAAGGAGCGUUUCUAG
Messenger RNA from Trichoderma gamsii, 507 nucleotides. Its product is annotated as pre-rRNA-processing protein PNO1. Gene Ontology annotation, cellular component: nucleolus. Gene Ontology annotation, molecular function: RNA binding. Bases 1 to 507 code for a protein of 168 amino acids. The record is from RefSeq and is a predicted model, not a curated record. The transcript has a single exon. Lineage: Eukaryota; Fungi; Ascomycota; Sordariomycetes; Hypocreales; Hypocreaceae.